AUGUCGCUAAAGAGCGCCACCACUCUUGCCGCAAGAGCAGCCAUUGCCUCAUCACGACCGGCCAGAUUCCAGGUUCCAUGCCUGCUGCAUUCCACAACACCCAAGCUCCAAUCCAGUGCCAUCCAACGAUCAGCAACAUGUCUUCUACACCAACGCUUCCAUUCUACUCAAGGCAAACCCGACAACAAAGUCUGGGACUUUGAGUCUGUGAAGCAACUCACCGAGUCUCCCGACGCAUCUCUUGUCCUCAUCGCCGGCUACAUCCCCGGCGCCAUUAAUAUCCCCGUGGGCUCAGCACCAGACGCGCUGUUCAUGCCCGCGCACGAGUUUGAGGACAAAUUUGGGUUUGAGAAGCCCACGGCGGAUCAAGAGUUGGUGUUUUAUUGUAAAGCUGGGGUGAGGAGUUCUGCGGCUGCUGGGUUGGCGAGGCAGGUUGGGUAUCAGAAGGUUGGGGAGUAUAGGNGGAGUAUGCUUGAGUGGAAA
Messenger RNA from Aureobasidium vineae, 483 nucleotides. The record is from the annotation of a GenBank genome assembly. NCBI's taxonomy places the organism in Eukaryota, Fungi, Ascomycota, Dothideomycetes, Dothideales, Saccotheciaceae.